Didymodactylos carnosus is the source of this 856-nucleotide messenger RNA. NCBI's taxonomy places the organism in Eukaryota, Metazoa, Rotifera, Eurotatoria, Philodinida, Philodinidae. The record is from the annotation of a GenBank genome assembly.
AUGCAACAGAACGAUUACAUGCAACAACAACAUCAAUUUUUACAUCAGUGGUUUAAGAAUGAAAGAGAAUAUGAAAAUAAAAGAAUUUUGACGAUAAAUAAUAUGGAUGAAUUACAGUAUUUGUGUGUUAAACCAGAUGAUAUAAUCAUUUUACAAGCACAAAAUGGCAAACCAAUAAAAGUUAUUGCUAAUAAUAAACAAACAGACGAUCUGCAAACAAAACAGCAACACCAUCAAUUUCAUCCACAACAUCAUCAAACAUCAUAUGAUCAAUAUCCAUUGACAUCAUCCGUUAAUCAUGAAUUAUUAUCAUCAACACUCGAAAAUGAACAACUAUCAAUGUGGCCUCCCGGUGACGAACAAUGGUAUAAACACGAAAUGAAACAACAACGUGAAAUUUUUCUGAAAGCCACAUCGACAAGAUUAGAAGCUGAGGACGAUAAAACAUCGCAGGAUAUUACCCAAUCACAAAUGGAACUGAUGAUGAUGAGACAACAAGUUCUAUUUAAACAACAACAACAGCGUCUACAAUUGGAGCAUUUAGAACUAAAACAUCGUCUUGCACUAGUUGAAUUAACAUUAGAACGUCAACAACAGCAAUCAUCGGCCGUUAUCCAACAAACCAUCAUUAUUAUUGAUAAAUUGAAUGAAGUGGUAUAUAAACAAAAAGACUCUAUUAUAGAUAUUGAUCAAAAACCAGGUAUUAUUCUAAGACCACAAGCGGUUCAUCAAUCAAUAACAAUAUCUGAGUCAUCAGAUCACUCAGUGGCAUAUCCCUGUCCAUCAUUAUUGACAAAAUCAGGAACUAUUGGUGAAAAAUUAUUUGAACACCAACAUAUUAAACGGAAAAUGAAAG